This is a messenger RNA of Diabrotica virgifera virgifera (western corn rootworm), 528 nucleotides long. RefSeq names its product protein PET100 homolog, mitochondrial. Gene Ontology annotation, cellular component: mitochondrial inner membrane; mitochondrion. The record is from RefSeq and is a predicted model, not a curated record. Bases 277 to 510 code for a protein of 77 amino acids. Lineage: Eukaryota; Metazoa; Arthropoda; Insecta; Coleoptera; Chrysomelidae. Gene Ontology annotation, biological process: mitochondrial respiratory chain complex IV assembly. The transcript has 2 exons.
CAAUUAUUUGCUGUUAUUUAGUUGGUUAUUUACAAAACCAAAUAUUUUGUAAAGGAACAGAAUACAAACAGAACUAAAGAAAUAAAUAACGGACUGACAGGUGACUGAAUAUCUAUUAGAGAAAGGGCAACAAAAUUUCAUAGAUUUCAGCUUAGACAAGGAAAGAGAGUUUCAGUUUCAUAACAUGACAUAACCUCAAAUAACUGAAAUGUCUAGUGUCUGGGGUCUGGGUUAUAAAGAAAUUUUAUUUUAAAUCAGCUAAAUAUACUAGAAAUCAUGGGAACUUGGACACUAGAGAUUGCCAAAAUGGCACUUUAUGUAGUUUUUCCUGUGGCACUUUUUCAUUACUUUAACCAACCACAGUAUUUUGAAGAUUGGGUUGUAGAAAAGAAGCGUGAAUUGUUUCCCCCCGAAACUGAAGCAAAAAGAGAAUUUCAAAGGACACUAGAGGAAAUUAAAGCCAAGCAAAACCUAAGAGUAAUAGAAAACUUAGAAAAUGUAAAAAAAUAAAAUAUUGUAAAGUUGUGA